Sphaerulina musiva SO2202 is the source of this 1524-nucleotide messenger RNA. RefSeq names its product Fasciclin-domain-containing protein. The coding region runs from base 9 to 1193 and encodes 394 amino acids. Gene Ontology annotation, cellular component: fungal-type vacuole membrane. The record is from RefSeq and is a predicted model, not a curated record. NCBI's taxonomy places the organism in Eukaryota, Fungi, Ascomycota, Dothideomycetes, Mycosphaerellales, Mycosphaerellaceae. Gene Ontology annotation, biological process: macroautophagy. The transcript has 2 exons.
UAGCGGCCAUGCAGUUCAAGGCUCUUACCUUCGCAGCAUCCGCUGCUCUUGUCGCAGCCCAAGGGCCUGUAGCUCUCACUGAUGCUCUCACGAACACGCCGGAACUCUCCCAGCUGAAUCAGAUCUUGGGUGGAUUCCCAGACCUGGUGUCUUUGUUGGGAAAUGCCAGCAACAUCACCAUCUUUGCGCCUAAUAACCAGGCCUUCGAAGCUGCCUCAUCGGCGCUCGAAGCUCUCCAGGCCACUCCCGACGCCAUCUCGGCGCUGCUCACAUACCACGUUGCCAAUGGCUCCCUGAUGUCCGCAGGCAUCUCCGAAACACCGACCUUUCUGCCCACCCUUCUCGCAAAUGAGACCUAUACCAAUGUCACUGGUGGCCAAGUCGUCGGCGUCAGGACAGAGGGCGAGAAUGCGGUCGUUACCAGUGGUCUUGGUGGCACGGCCAAUGUCACCACUACAGAUAUUGCCAUCAACAAUGGAAGCACGGUGCAUAUCAUCGAUAGUGUGCUCGCCAUUCCUCAAAAUCUGUAUAUGACUGCAGUCAUGGCCAACCUGACUGCCCUGGCUGGAGCCCUCAAUGCUACCAACCUCACGGAGCCACUGAACGCUGCUUCGGACAUCACAGUAUUUGCCCCGACCACUGCAGCAUUCGAGGACAUUUCCUCUGCUCUUGCAAACUUGACCGCUGAAGACGCCGCUGGCAUUCUGGGAUACCACGUCAUCAACGGAACAGUGGCGUACAGCUCCCUCCUGGGAAACGUCUCUGUCCCAUCAUCCACAGGACAAGACCUGAACAUCACAGUCAUCGACGGCGCAGUCUUCGUCAAUGCCGCUCGCGUCAUCGCCACAGAUGUCCUCGUCGCCAACGGAGUCGUUCACGUCAUCGACGCCGUCCUCAACCCCAACAGCACUCUCACCCCUGACCCAGCCAGCGAGAGCCCAGUGGUGCAGUUCCAAGGCGCAACCGAUGAGGGUGAAGUCGCUUACACCUCUGGCCUUCCAGCUGCCACUACCGCUUUCGUGACUACUACAGCAAACGUCGCAGAGGGUUACACUGCCAUUCCGACUGAAGACCUUAAUUCUCUCACGGAAGGCGCCGCUAGUGGAACUUCCUCGGCUGGUGCUGCGAAGAUGACGGGGGCUGUCGCUGCUGCAGUUCUCUUUGGUGCGGCUGGUUUCGCUGCUCAAUUGUAAGACUUGGGCUUUUGUCCUUCUGCUUUGAUUUUUGCUUUCUUCACGACUCCGACCUACUCGGCUCCAUGGAAUGUAUCGUCGAUGACCUAGGUAGUCAGGUGGCAUAAAGUUUCCAUGAGUAGAGCUAGCUUGGGGGGAUGAGGGGAGGCCGGGUAAAGUAUUGAGAAAAAGAAAAGCAGAAGCGGGAGCAGAAGCAGAAGCAGAAGCAAGCAGUACAAUGUACGAGAAACGAUAUGGAAUAUGGGAUGGAUAUGUAUACGGCAGAGGAACAAAGGUUGUUGUUGUUGUUUAUGUAAUGUACGUUUUUGACAAGGUAUAACCAACUCCAAGU